CCGUAACGUUAUUAAUUUAGCAUCCACCAAUCAUUUUCCCGAUUUCAACACCAAUCAUCUCUCUAUUCCUCUGCAUGUCCAAUCAUCUUCGAGGAGUUUUCGUGCAGUCGAUGAGAACGGUUGAGAGCGACGACGACGAAAAAGAUAGUGUUGGUGAAGAAGAUGAAAUUUCCGAAGAGCUUGAUCGAGGAUCUUCACAAAUGGGGAUGCAUGAAGCAGACGGGCGUGAGCCUCAGGUACAUGAUGGAGUUCGGUUCCACCCCCACCGAGAGGAACCUUUUGAUCUCUGCGCAGUUUCUCCACAAGGAGCUUCCCAUUCGCGUCGCGAGGCGGGCGCUCGAACUCGAGACGCUGCCUUACGGUCUCUCCGACAAACCUGCCGUCUUGAAGGUAAGAGAUUGGUACCUGGAAUCAUUCAGGGACAUGAGAGCGUUUCCCGAGAUCAAGGACACUGCUGACGAGAAAGACUUCACUCAGAUGAUAAAGGCCGUCAAAGUAAGGCACAACAACGUGGUUCCCAUGAUGGCUCUCGGUGUUAACCAGCUCAAGAAAGGAGUCCAUUUCUACGAGAAUCUUGAUGAGAUUCAUCAGUUUCUUGAUCGCUUCUACUUGUCCCGUAUAGGCGUCCGUAACCUUAUUGGGCAGCAUGUUGAGUUGCAUAAUCCAAACCCGCCACGUCACUGUGUGGGUUACAUACACACCAAGAUGUCUCCUGUGGAGGUAGCAAGGAACGCGACUGAAGAUGCACGGUCUAUAUGUUACCGAGAGUAUGGUUCCGCUCCGGAGAUCAACAUAUAUGGUGAUCCAAGUUUCACCUUUCCGUAUGUUCCAACCCAUUUGCAUCUUAUGGUGUAUGAGCUAGUCAAGAACUCUCUACGUGCUGUCCAAGAGCGAUAUGUUGAUUCCGAUAGAGUUGCACCACCAGUACGCAUUAUAGUUGCUGAUGGUAUCGAAGAUGUUACAAUAAAGGUCUCAGAUGAAGGGGGAGGUAUACCGAGAAGUGGUCUCCCCAAAAUAUUCACAUAUCUUUACAGCACGGCAACAAACCCGCUCGAAGAGGAAUUGCAGUUUGGAACAGCUGAUGUUCCCGUGAUUAUGGCUGGUUAUGGUUAUGGUCUGCCAAUUAGUCGUUUGUAUGCUCGUUAUUUUGGUGGAGAUUUGCAGAUCAUUUCCAUGGAAGGAUACGGGACUGAUGCUUACUUGCACUUGUCGCGCCUUGGUGAUUCACAAGAGCCUUUGCCCUGAGAAAAUCUCACAGCUCAGGCUUGUGAAUAAAGCUUUGACAUACUAAUGGUAGUGACACGGGAUCUACUUUGUUCACUAAGUUUUUUUUUUUGUUUUUUUUUUCAGUUUAUUUGAUGUACAUACAUUAUUACUCUCAUUUAUGAUUUGAAACUCAGAUAUGGAGGUUAUUCCAAGUGAGUUAAAUCUCCUCUGACUUGUGAUUUUAUUUGAUUCAAAACAUUUUGUAAGGAAAACGUUAUUGUCCUGGUUUAUAUAUUUGAAAAAAAAAUAUUUAUUGAAGAA
This is a messenger RNA of Raphanus sativus (radish), 1527 nucleotides long. RefSeq names its product pyruvate dehydrogenase (acetyl-transferring) kinase, mitochondrial. Gene Ontology annotation, biological process: regulation of glucose metabolic process; protein phosphorylation. Gene Ontology annotation, molecular function: pyruvate dehydrogenase (acetyl-transferring) kinase activity. Lineage: Eukaryota; Viridiplantae; Streptophyta; Magnoliopsida; Brassicales; Brassicaceae. Gene Ontology annotation, cellular component: mitochondrion. Bases 163 to 1245 code for a protein of 360 amino acids. The transcript has 6 exons. The record is from RefSeq and is a predicted model, not a curated record.